CAUAUAAGUGGAGUCAUACAGUAUUUUACUUGUUUUAGUGGACUGGCUUGUUUCACUCGGAAAAAUGUCCUCAAGGUUUGUCCGUGUUAUAGCAUGUGUCAGAAUUUCCUUCUUUUUAUGGCUGAAUAAUAUUCUGUUGUAUGUAUGUAUCACAUUUUGUUUACCCAUCUAUCCACUGAUGGACACUUGGGUUGCUUCCGCCAUUUGGAUGUUGUGAAUAAUACUGUGAACAUGGGUGUACAUAUGUCUGCUCAAGUCUCUGCUUUCACUUCUUUCAGGUAUAUAGAAUUGCUGGAUCAUAUGGUAACUGUGUUUUAAAUUUUUUGACAUGCCUCCAUACUGUUUCCCACAGCGGCUGCACCAUUUUACAUUCCCAUGAACAGGGCACAAGGGUUCCAAUUUCUUGACAUCCUCACCAACACGUUUUCUGUUUUUUGGAUAGUAACCGUCCUCAUGGGUGUGAGGUGGUUUUGAUUUGCAUUUCACUAAUGAUCAGUGAUGCUGAGUUGUGAUUCUGCUUUCUCAUCAUCUAUCGUCUGUCUUUUUGCCUGAGCUGUGUCCCAUCUGUUGUCAUUGCUGUCCCAUGCUCCACGGUAUGAGUAGACCAUGGCAAUCGUGCUCAUUCUGCCACUCAUGGGCAUUAGGUAGUUUCCCAUUUGGAGGGAUUGCAAGGGAGUGCCACUAAGAACAUUCUAGAGUGCGUCUUUCGGUGGACAUAGUGUUGGGUUUUUAAAUGCAAGCCACUUCCAUUUGGAGGUUAGUGUUGCAUAAAUAAACCAAUCAAUAAAAUGCAUAAUGCGUGCUCCCUGAGGGCCCUCCCUGAAGGUCCUCAGGCUUGAACAAGCUCCACAGGCCAGGCCCCUGCCCGCUAUGCCCUCCUGCCCCGUCCCAGCCGCCUGGUGCCUGCCCUCCCAGUUUCUAACCUGCUCCCUCACCGGGGAGCCACCCUUGGCCCUGACAGCACCCCCUGCCCUCUGUUGUCCCCAGCGCCCUCCCCCACCACCGAGCCGGCUAGCUGAGGGUGUGACCAGCUUCUCUCUGUGCCCAGGGGUCUUUGGGCAGCGCCUGGAGGACACAGUCCACCACGAGCGGAAGUAUGGCCCGCGCCUGGCACCCCUGCUGGUGGAGCAGUGUGUGGACUUCAUCCGGGAGCGCGGGCUCACCGAGGAGGGCCUCUUCCGCAUGCCUGGCCAGGCCAACCUGGUGAGGGACCUGCAGGAUUCCUUCGACUGUGGGGAGAAGCCGCUGUUUGACAGCACAACAGAUGUGCACACGGUGGCCUCCCUGCUGAAGCUCUACCUGCGGGAGCUCCCCGAGCCUGUGGUCCCCUUCGCCAGGUAUGAGGACUUCCUUAGCUGCGCCCAGCUGCUCACCAAGGACGAGGGGGAGGGAACUCUGGAGUUGGCUAAACAAGUGAGCAGCCUUCCCCUGGUCAAUUACAACCUGCUCAGAUAUAUCUGCAAGUUUCUGGAUGAAGUUCAGUCCCACUCAGAUGUCAACAAGAUGAGCGUCCAGAACCUGGCAACCGUUUUUGGACCUAAUAUACUUCGGCCACAGAUAGAAGACCCAGUGACCAUCAUGGAAGGCACUUCUCUGGUCCAGCACCUGAUGACCGUCCUGAUCCGCAGACACAGCCAGCUCUUCACUUCGAGGACCACGGAAGCGCCAGCCUCCCCACGUGGGAGCCCACCAUGCACCGUGGGAUGGGGCUCCGAGGAGGUCACCAGGGACAGCCAGGCAGAGCCCGGCAGCCCCAGUGCCCCUGGCCUGCCCUCGCACAGGGCCUCUUCUCUGGAUGGGGCUGCCGUGGCGGCAUUCUCUAGAACCUCUCCCACAGGCCUGGGUAGCCGAAGCAGCCCUGCUGCCACCCCUGGGAAGAAGGUGCAGACUCUGCCCAACUGGAGGUCUUCCUUCCGGCAGUCAGGGUCCCGGUCGGGGAGCCCGAAGGUGGGCACCUCAUCCCUGGAGGUGCCCAUCAUCUCCGGAGGGAACUGGCUCAUGAAUGGGCUGUCCUCCCUGCGAGGCCACCGCCGGGCCUCAUCGGGAGACCGGUUCAAGGACUCAGGCUCCGAGCAGAGACUCUCCACCUAUGACAACGUGCCCCUGCCCAGCCCCUUUCCCAGCACGCCCAGCGUGGCCAGCAUGCCAUGGUCUGGGGCCUCCUCCUGCGAGGCCUCAGCCAGGGGCUCGGUCAGCAGCUGCACAGCGUGCAGGGCCAGUGACUCUUCUGCCUGCAGCUCCCUCCACACUGAGGGGGCCCUGGAGCCCUCCCCUGUCCCCAGCAGCAGCGAGGAGUGCAGAUCCCCAGACCUGGACCACGGCCUGGACAGGGUGGGUGCCUGCAUCAGCAGCAGUGAGCCCAGUGACCCAGGCAGCCCCACCCAGGACCUCGCCCACCGUACUGAGGCUCUCCAGGGCCUGGUCACGGAGCUCCGGGCAGAGCUGUGCCGGCAGAGGACUGAGUAUGAGACAAGUGUGAAAAGACUCGAAGAAGGUAGUGCCGACCUGAGGAAACGAAUGUUACAGCUAGAAGAACAACUAGACCAGGAAAAGAAAAAGUACACAAUGCUGGAAAUAAAGCUGAGGAACUCGGAGCGGGCACGGGAGGACGCAGAGAAGAGGAACCAGCUGCUGCAGAAGGAAAUGGAGGAGUUUUUUUCAACCCUGGGAAGCCUGACUGCUGGGGCAAAAGGUGCCAGAGCACCAAAGUAAAGGAGUGGGGAGAGUUCUGUGCUGCUGCUCAGCUUGCCUCGGGAGGAACCAGAGCCUCUGCAGCUUGGCCCUGGGCCUCAGUGGUGCCAGGAGGUCUGGUGCCAGCUGGAGAGAGCAGUCCUGACACCCCCUGUCGGGAGCCCGAGCCCUGCUCUGGAGCUGGAUGCUGCUCUGACUGAGUAGGGUAUGGCAGGUGUCAGGGGGGACAGUCCCGUAGCUGCCAAAACAGGUGGCACCUGGGAUCUGAGUAGCUCACCAGGACCUUUUUGCAUUCUUUAUUAAAUCUGCCCUGAAAGCAUGA
This is a messenger RNA of Orcinus orca (killer whale), 3013 nucleotides long. It is a transcript of the gene ARHGAP22, whose product is annotated as Rho GTPase activating protein 22. The transcript has 7 exons. The record is from RefSeq and is a predicted model, not a curated record. The coding region runs from base 871 to 2712 and encodes 613 amino acids. Gene Ontology annotation, cellular component: focal adhesion. Lineage: Eukaryota; Metazoa; Chordata; Mammalia; Artiodactyla; Delphinidae. Gene Ontology annotation, biological process: signal transduction; activation of GTPase activity. Gene Ontology annotation, molecular function: GTPase activator activity.